This is a messenger RNA of Cyclocybe aegerita, 1002 nucleotides long. The record is from the annotation of a GenBank genome assembly. NCBI's taxonomy places the organism in Eukaryota, Fungi, Basidiomycota, Agaricomycetes, Agaricales, Hemipholiotaceae.
AUGAUGAUCUCCGUCGCUUCGCAGGUCAGUGGACGCUUGUUGAUCCCGACCACCACCAAGUUCAACUUGAACAUGAAGUCGUUUCACCCUCCCUCUGCAAGAGACUUCACCCUUCCACAGCCGCCUUUCCCCACCGCACUCACCACAUGUCUUGGACUCCUCAUUGCCUCUGAGGCUUCGGCAUUCUACGCAGGGAGCGCAGGCUUUAAAGUCCUCGCUUCCCUAUGCUUUCUAAUAGCAGGCGUCAGCACAGCGUCGGCACGACUCGACCUGCUCAGCUGGACCGCGCUCACCGACCCAGAAAAUAGGUUUACAGUUGGGAUAGUCCUGGGUCUGGUGUUCAGCGUGGUGGGAGAUGUGCUUCUCAUACCAUCGCGUGCGAACUACAUCCAGCUGCCACAAUCCUCAGAUUCUGAGUCGAAGAAAGGGAAGGGCAAGAAGAAGAAAGGUUCACGACCGCAGAACCAGACACAUUCCACCCCAGAUUCAGAGUCACCCAGCUUCAAGGCCGGCAUGCUCGCUUUUGCCCUCGCACACAUCUCAUACACCCUCGCCUUCCUUUCUACCACCACUCUCUUUCCCACCACCGCUUCCCCCUCUCCUCCAACAGAAAUUCGAUGGGGCGACUUCGGAAUGACGCUCACGUUUGGAGCUCUUCUGACCGACUGGCUAGGGCUACUCAAACCAGAGCUGGUCUACGGCGCAUGGUUCGACGUCCCGAAGAAAAUGAAGCCUCUUGUCGCAGUGUACGUGGCUGUGAUUGUGGUCAUGGUCGCCACCGCUACUGCGACGGAUACCGGGUACCAGAGGAUCGCCGGCGCGUGGCUAUUCAUGAUUAGUGACUUAUUCGUUGCUGCGAACGCUUUCGGUGUAAAGGAAGACGAAGAAUCGCAAGAUAAGGCGACAGAACGACGAGGACGAGGGAGGCCGGAGUGGAAGUCAGCAUCGAUCGGGUGGGUGGCGUACUACGCGGCUCAGAUGCUCCUCGCGGGUUGUAUAUGA